AUGGAUGACACAUUGGUGAUAGGAGGAGACACCUUAGGCUGUGAGGAUAUUUGCACAUUUGCUGUUGGUGUUAACAGGUUCUGCUUCGAGGAUAAGAGCAGCAGCAGCAGCAGCAGCAGCAGCAGCAGCAGCAGCAGCAAUGAUGCAACUAGCAACAGCAUCGAGAAGAAUGGGUGCCCUAAGGGUAAACCCAGCAGCAGCAGCAGCAGCAGCAGCAGCAGCAGCAGCAGUAUGUCAAUACGUAUAGCAGAUCUUCGUUUAUAUUUACAGCAGCAACAACAGCAGGAGCAGAAGCAGCAACAGCAGCAGCAGCAGCAGAAGCAGGAGAGCAGCAGCUUGCUGCAGCAGCCAACAACUCCUCUACCUGCAGCAGCAGCACGAGCUGUCUGUUUGCUGCGGGCAAUUUCCUUAAAGAAAAGCGGCAUAAGUUUGCCGCUGCUGCAGGGUGUGGGGUCUGCAGCAGCAGCAGCAGCAGCAGCAGAUGCAGCAGCACCAGACCUAUCAACAGCAUCAGCAGCAGCAGCAGCAGCAGGAGGAGAUGCAGAUAUGCUGCUGCUGCCCCGCUGCGGUCCUGGUGGCUGGUGCCAACGUACACGUUCGUCCUUAUUAUCUAUAUUAUGUGCAGCAGCAGCAGCAGCAAAUAAGGAGACUGUCUCCUUUUAUGAUUUGUGUCUCUUCCUUACUCAGGGGCCAGAGGUAGUAGGUAGAUCUCUUGUUGCUGCUAAGGCAUGCGCAGCAGCAGCAGCAGUAGCUACUAGCUGCGCAGCAGCAGCAGCAGAAGUAUUGCUGCUACCACAGGAACCAAUAAAUAAUAUUCUUAAGGAUUUAGCUGCUGCAGCACAAUGCAGCAGCAGCAGCAGCAGCAGCAGCAGCAGGGAUGAUGAUAAUACUGUAUAUUAUUUAAUGAAUUUGCUGCAUGACAGCAAACUGCAGCAGCAGCGUCGUGCUGCAGCAGAUUGUGCAGCAGCAAUUGCUGCAUUUGCUGAGACAGCAGCAGCAGCAGCAAGCAUGCAGAAUGCAGCAGAUCUGCUGCUGUCUGUUGCUGAGGGUGCAUGCAAGAGACACACUCAUGGACCUAAGGGGACAGUUGCUGCUGUUGCACCAGCAGCAGCAGCAGCUGCUGCUGCUGCAUUAGAGAAGAUUGGUGCAGCAGAAGAAGGAAGUGCAGCAGCAGCAGCAGCAGCAGAAACUGUUGUGCAUGCAGCAGCAGAAGCAGCAGAAUUGAUUGAAUUCCCUCUAGCUAGUGCUGCUUCUCCUUUUGCUGCAGCAGCAGCAGCAGCAGAGUUUGCUGCUGGUGCUUUGCUGCAGGCAAUAGUAAAAUUAUUACAGGAGACAGUAUCUAUGGCACAACAACAGCAGCAGCAGCAGCAGCAGCAGCAGCAGCAGCAGCAAGAGGAAAUAGUCCUUCCUGCUGCACUAGCUGACGAAGCAGAAUACUAUGGUACUAAGGAGGACAGACAAAGAUUAACAGCAGCAGGAGUAGCAGCAGCAGCAGCAAGAGCAAAUAAGCUGCAGCAAGCAGCAGCAGAGAUCCAACUCCGUGGUAUCUACAGCAGCAGCAGCAGCAGCAACAGCAGCAGCAGCAGCAGCAGCAGCAGCAGGACUGUGGUGUUUGGGUAUUUAUCUGGCAUAGAAGAUAUAUGUGUGCUGCUGCAGCAGAGUUUGGGGCUGCAUGCAGCAUUAUUGUUGCAGUGUAUAGAGGCAAGAGAUAUAGAUACACUAGAGGAAGCAGCAAGAAGAAUAAAUAAAGGAAAAAAGAAUCCUAAUAUACGUAUACCUAUAACAAGAGCAGUAAUAGAUGAUGAUGAGGAAGAGGGGGAAGGGGGAGAGGGAGAAGGAGACACUUUUUCUUAUCAAGGAGACACUUCUUCUUCUAUGGAGAAAAGGAACCAAGAGGGAACUGCUACUCAUAAACAGGAACAGAAUAAGGGGUGUAUAGGGGGGGAUAGCAUUGAUAUUAAUUGCAACAGCAAUAACAGCAGCAGCAGCAGCAGCAACAGCAGCAACAGCAGCAGCAGCAGCAGCAGGAAAAGUGGAAUUGUUAAGAAAGCUUGUGUUAGUCGUACAUUAGCAGAUGUUGAAUGUCUGCAUGUGCUGCUGCAGUUGCUGCAGUUGCUGCAGCCAUUAAUAGGUAAUUAUAUAAUAAAAAUAAAUACAAGAAAGUUAUUAGAUGGUAUAUUAUCUGUUUGCGGUGUAUCUGCAGCUAAAUUUGCUGCUGUAUGCUCAUCUAUAGAUAAAUUAGAUAAAGAACCAUUUGCUGCUGUUGCUGCUGAGCUGCAGCAGCAAAAGGGACUAUCCCCUAUUGUUAUUGAUAAGAUUGGGGUGUAUGUACAGAAAAAAGGAUCUAUAAAAGAUAUGCUGCAGCAACUGCAGCAAGACAAGGAAUUAAUGCAGCAUCCUGCUGCAGCAGCAGCAGCAGCAGAUUUUAGUCUGCUGCUCUCCUAUCUAGAUCUAUUAUCUAUUGAUUCUUUCUUCCUAUGGGACUGGUCCCUAGCUAGGGGACUAGAUUAUUAUACAGGAAUUAUAUUCGAGGCUGUGCUGCUGCAGCAAGACGGCACCUGCAGCAGCAGCAUAGCAGGAGGAGGAAGGUAUGAUAAUCUUAUUGGUAUAUUAAGUAACAACAGCAGCAGCAGCAGCAAACCUAUACCUGCUGUUGGUUUCUCUGUAGGUAUAGAGAGACUUAUUGCUCUUGUUGAGGAUAGACAAAGAAACAGCAGCAUUACCAACAGCAGCAGCAGCAACAGCAGCAUUACCAACAGCAGCAGCAGCAGCAGCAGCAGCAGCAAGGGGAAGAAAGGAGCUGCAGCAGCAGCAGCAGCAGAUAUAAUUGAUGAAGUAAGGAGACCAUUCACAGAUAUUCUUGUCUGUUAUAUAGGAAAGGAUAUGAUCCCUAUGGCAUUAAAGGCAGCAAGUAUAUUAUGGAGAGGAGGACUAAGUGCGGAUAUAUUUAAUGGAGGAAAAGAGACAAAAUUAAGAAAACAAUUAGAUGUUGCUUCCUUACGUCUUAUUCCUUUUGUUGUUAUUUGUGGGGAAGAAGAAGCAAAUAGACAAGCAGUAAGAGUUAAACAAUUUAUACAUAAUAAUAAACAGCAACAGCAGCAGCAACAGCAACAGCAACAGCAGCAGCAGCAGCAAGAGCAACAGCAGCAGCAACAGCAGCAGCAACAGCAGCAGCAACAGCAGCACCAAAUAGAUGAGGAAGUACCAUUAGAUAAACUUGUUGAUUUCUUUAAGAAACAUAUUCAUCUCUCUGUCUAUGAUCAAUAUGUACAAUCUAUACUUAAUCCUAAUUAG
This is a messenger RNA of Eimeria maxima, 3294 nucleotides long. Its product is annotated as histidyl-tRNA synthetase, putative. Gene Ontology annotation, cellular component: mitochondrion. Bases 1 to 3294 code for a protein of 1097 amino acids. Lineage: Eukaryota; Apicomplexa; Conoidasida; Eucoccidiorida; Eimeriidae. Gene Ontology annotation, biological process: mitochondrial translation. The transcript is spliced from 3 exons. The record is from RefSeq and is a predicted model, not a curated record.